Molecule: messenger RNA, 4246 nt
Organism: Megalopta genalis
Lineage: Eukaryota; Metazoa; Arthropoda; Insecta; Hymenoptera; Halictidae
Biological process (GO): regulation of transcription by RNA polymerase II
Cellular component (GO): nucleus
Molecular function (GO): protein binding
Source: RefSeq, a predicted model, not a curated record
UCGGGAGUUCGUUCGUAAGAGUUUUCAGGAAAGACAAGAGGUGCGCUGGUGUUCCACUAAGCUACCCCCAGCCUUACUACCCCCACCCUUCUGUUCGAGCUCCCCUAGCUAGUGCAAAUCUCGGCGGAUGAAUGUUUUCUUAAGGGAUUCUUCCCGAAAGCGACGCGAAAAUCUGAGAGGAGUCGACAAAGCUGAAAAUUCGAAGAUUGUUCUAAGAAGGUACCAUAAUGGAGAGUGGAAGUAUCUUGAAUACCCCAGGUAAUUACCCUGGUGGGGAUCGUCAACAGUUUUGCGUUUCCUGGAAUUCUCAUCAGUCGAAUAUGCACAGUGCGUUUCCUAAAUUGUUAAGUUCCGAGCAAUUUGUCGAUGUCACUUUGGCUUGCGACGGAGGUUCGAUAAAGUGUCACAAAGUGGUAUUGUCAGCCUGUAGCGAUUAUUUGGAACGUUUACUGCUAGAAAUACCAUGCACCCAUCCUAUUAUCUUUUUGAGAGACAUGAGAAUGUGGGAACUUCAAGCUUUGGUGGAGUUCAUGUAUCGUGGAGAAGUGUACGUGGAGCAACAGCAGCUGGCAAAGUUAAUGCAGGCUGCUGAAGUAUUACAGAUUCGUGGUCUAUCGACCCAAGGAAACGAUAACACUUUGAGCGAAACUAUUCCUCAACAGUGCGAUUCGAAUACUCCGUCGGCUGCUCCAUCUACUACCACGCAGCAGGAUGGAAUCAAUUUUAAAACGGAGGAAACUCAUUCGGACGACGGAACAUCGAAUGCUAAUUUUCUGGAGGCUACGUCGAUCGCCGCAUCUAGUACAGCCAGUGCGCCAUCGCACACUAGCACUCCGGUGUCGCAGAACCCAAAUUCGUCGAAUUUUAUGAACAUGGAGCACAGCGAAGCGCUCCAACAUUUGGAAAAAGCGCUCAGCGCUUGCGAAGCGACUCUAACCGAGACCCAGGGAAUGGUAAAGAUGGAACCGGACGAGCAAUUUACUCAGCAACAGGAUGUAAAACCGUACUCGAUCAGUAUGGUACCGAGCAGUAAUUGUAAUCCUAGUAGCCCGUUUCCUGCAAUCGAAGGUUACCAGAGACGACAAAGACGUUCGGAGGAAGAAUUGAAACAAGCUUCGGACAUGGUGGCACGUGGUAUGACGUUUCAAGUUGCUUCGGAAAAAUAUAAAAUUCCGAUAAGUACGAUUCGAUUCUACAUGGUUCGAAAAGGUAUAUUGCAAAGGCGAAAACGCGGUCGUGGUUCAAGCAAUCUUGGCAUGAACAGUCAGCCAGGAAGCCCGGCAAGUCCGCCGUAUCAUAUGAUGAAUUAUCGUUUGCCAGAGAGCCUAAACUCCAGCCUACCGUAGUGCUAUAAGAGAAGUAGCGAGUUUUUAGACUUGAGUUGAAUCGAACAAAUUUUUUAUUGCCGUAUCGGAGCUGUUCCAGACUGUCAUUCUUCCCAUGCUUAUCGACUCACACUGAGUUAUCCAUUCUUUUCACUCCAUCGUUCACGACCGGAAAAACGGUCACGCAUAUCUAUUGCGAAUGCGUUUUCGCCGAAUAAUUAACUAUUCUCCAUACAUUUAUUGCAUUUACAAAGAAGAUAGUAAUUUAAUAGAGAAUAAUUGACAAUGUGUACGUAUCGUACACGAUAGGUAUGAUUUUAGUCUAGAACAGCUCGACUCCGUGUACAUAAGCAGCACCAUACGCGAGCUUUCGGACGCAGCAUCUAGACAAAAGGAAAAAGUAACGAGAAAUAAUGGAAUUAGAAGCAGAACGCGCGAAAGAGACUUGUCGCGUCGGCUGUUUUUUCGAGGUUUCUCCGAGUUGUUCUCGAUCAUUUUGCCAAUUAAUUUUUUGAAACGAAUAUUUUCCGCGACGUCGUUUGAUUCGAUCGAGUACUAUCUCGAUUCUUGAUUUUUGAUUUUCGACUUUCGUUGAUUUUCUUUUCUCUGUCGCGACGACGUAAAAAGAAAGAAAACAGAAGAGAAGAUUGUGAUGCGACAAGUGUCGAUGCGGCGCUCGAAGGCCACUCGUACGGUUCAGUUUUGGGCCGUGUUCCGUUCUUCUACUUAGUGACACAUACACCUUGCGUACAUGGAUAGCGUAAGAGGUAUUUUUUUGAGUCCUAUACACAGAUUGCUACAACAGAUUUACAUAACACGGUUCAUAGAAAAAGAUUGAACGCGUCACGCGAACCAUAUUUUUACGAUCGCUCGAAAAAUCUUUUUGAUAAUACGUAUCCGUAUAGGGUAGAUUCUUUUUUAUUACGUAUUUAUAUACAUAGAAGUACACACGCACUGACAUACACCACGUAACACGGACAUGCAUUCACACGCUCCCGGACACGUACACACGUGCUCACGUGCACACACGGAUAGACGGGGCGGAGAAGAGAGGAUGGGUGCGAGAGAGGUAGAUAUAUAUAUAUAUAUAUAUAUAUAUAUAUAUAUAUAUAUAUAUACACACAAUAGAUAUAGACACGGACAGAGACAGGCAUACAUACGAUACCAGAGACACACACCCGCAUACACACGCGCGUGCGCGCGCAAACACGUCGGUAACAUACGUAUGGAUUGUGUUGGUUGUGUUUAAGAGUGAACCGGUGGUUACAGUUCAUCGUUAAUAGGAGAUUAUAGCAUUUUGACUUUCUCACUAUCUAGAUAUUGUUUCGUUUAAUUUGACGCGAAAUCAAGCAAGACGAGAGAGAGAGUAGUAGAGGUUUGCGGUUGAGAAAAGCUUGUUAUAAUAUUACAAGAAGAUCGUAGGCUUUGUCCAUGAACGAAUUUUAGUCACUACGUUCAAGACUGGUCGUACACGGCUGAUUCCCAACCACGUCGAAUUUGAUUAUAUACUGGAAAAUCUGAAUUGAUUAUACCGAUAUUUUUGUAGAGACCUUGUCGUGGUACGAGUCUUCUUUCUGCCUUCAUACAAGUGCUCGCGCUCCAAUCUAAUUCACCCGUACAUAUAUAUACAUUUAUAUAUAUGUAUAUUAUUCUUGUAUCAACGUACAAUCGUACAGUCGUACACAGGUAUAUACAUAUAUGCAUGCGCAUGUGCACCGAUGCACUCACGCACGCAUUCACGCACGCACGCAGCCAGACAUAGGCACGUACCCACGUAAACGUACCACCACUUGCUCGGGACUCGUGCUCGAACACGUACACGUACACGUACACACAACAACACCGUCGCUACAAAGCGUAGAUACGCGAAUACAGGAUGAAAUGUGCGUGCGUGCGUGCGUGCGUGCGUGCGCGCGCGCAUUUCUACACAAGCGUACACAUGUAUGUGUACAGGAGAACGUAGACGCGCGUUAUACGAAUAUAAUAUAAUAAUACAUGUUGGUAAUUGUGGAAGCUCGAUACUCGGUACUCGGUACUAAAAACGGUUGGUACUUGUUCAAAAAGUUUACGGUUUAGCUUAUAAUCGAAAAACUUAUAAUCGAUCGUCAAAAUUGACCAGUUUUCAUGAAAGCGACCAAACUCGGCUUUUUCGAUCGUUUUGUGAAUCCUGGAUUUGCCUUUUCGAAAGAUUAUAUAAUUAGAUAUCGAAGAUCGGUGGCGCGCGUUCGGUCAACCAGCAACUGCGCGUCUAUACUAUACAUUAUACAAUACGUGUACAUAUACUUUUUAACGAGUACAUUGGAACUCGUUCGCGCGUACGCGCAUACAUACGUACGUACACGGGGUUGCGUAUCUCUGCAGGCUUGCAUGCAUGUACGAAUGCACGUGCGCGCAUUUAUGCACGUACGUGUACAUAUACAGACGUAUAUAGAUUCUCGCGUGCACUCGGUCGCGAAAGAAACAAUAUACGAUACGACGGAUGCCUUGUCACCGUUUCGUGUUUUCGACUAGGAUUCUGAUUUCGAAUCGUUACGAUAAAGAAUAAGAGCGUUUUGGAGCAUGCACCUAGCAACAACACGAACGAUUGAUGAGCAUAUUACCCGAGUAUAUCUAUACAGAGAACGUACACGCGCGCACAGAAGGUACUCGGACGCGAACACACACACACACACACACACACAUACGCACGCACGCACGCACGCAUACGCGCACACGUUGAUCACAAGGGACAUAGGACACGACAGGAGGACAUUGACACAAAUGUAACGUAAUCGUACAGUGUAUUGCCUUUGUUAAAUAGCAUUCGGAUAAAGCCAUAUUUUUCCAUGCAAUGCAAUAAUCCAGCAAAAUAAAUUACCGUAAUUGUGAAACAGCCUAAAAUAGGGAAGAGUGCCAGAUAAAACAGAGAAAAAGAAUGAGAA